AUGUAUUAUUGUGUCUAUCACAGAGGGGAUUAUGAGACAGCGUUGGUCCUCUACCAUCGUGCGGCUACUGCGGAUCCUCGAGACACCAGUCAUAAUGCAGCCGCUUAUACAACGUCCAGAGCCAUACGCUUAGCGACUUCUGCUGCUGGAGAUGCCAAAACUAAAACUAGUUAUUUGCAAAAAGCUGUGCAGAAAAUGAUAAAAAGUCAUUCUGUGUUGCCGUCAACGUUAUGUCCGCCUGAUAUCGCCACCGAAAUUCUCAGCAAAUCUCAACAUCCACUUGAUGAUGUCAGCACUAUUCUCAAGUGCCUGGAUUCACAAGUUAGCUUUUCCGGAGACUGCGUAAAAAAUGCGACUAAAGCCCGAAUCCGAAAAUCGAGUGCCUCGAAAUUGAUGCUCAAGCGAAAGUUAAGCCAAAAUGUGGAUUCGGCUUUUAGAUUUAGGUUUGUAGAUAUCAGAAGGUCCUUCGCUGCCGGCGAUUGGGAUAAAACCAUCGAGAUAGGACGAAAUUUGUUGCUGCAAAAGAAGAUUAUAAAGGACUGUAAUUGUGUGGUAAAUAUUUAUCGAUAUGUCGCGUUGGCUUUUGUUGGAAAGAAGAGACAUGAUCAUGCGAUCGUCGAAGUUUCGAAAAUGAUACAGACAGCUAAGCAGUCAAAUGAUGUUAAACUGGUAUCUCGAUCACUUGCAGUACUUGGGAAAGUCCAUCUGACCUUUGGACAUGUGUAUGCAGUUGCUAAAGCAUGGGAGAGACUGAAUUCGGAUAUUACGGAGCCUAUAGUGAAAGCUUGGUUGGUUCAUGAAAUUGGUAGAUGCUAUUUCGAGAUGUCUCACUUUACGAAAGCAUUGGAGCUUGCCAGAAGAUGUGUUUCAUCUUCAGAACAAGCGCAAUCAGGAAAAUGGUUGUGUUAUGGUAAACUUCUUGCUGGACAAGCGCUUGUUGAACUCGGUCAAUUAACCCGAGCCCUUGAAUCUCUGAAAUUAGUCGCCGAAAUGGCCAGCAAAGAAAUAAAUGACGACAAUUUGUUAAUUUAUGUCAAGAAUUUGAUUGAGAAAAUCUAUUUCGUUCAGCGAGAAACAUUUAAUCGUCGCAAUUCGAAUGUAAUUGAAAAUUCUGUUAAAUCGUUAUCGUUUAGUGGUGAAAGUAUGAAAAAAAAAAAUGCUGACCUUUUGAGAAAAGUUGAUGACAAAUUGAAUCAACAGAGCGUUAAUAAAAAUAACGGAUCUCGUUUCGUCGAUAAGUGGAGAAGAGCUUUAACUGAAAGUAAGAGGACAAUGAUAAAAUCUGAGUCUUGUGACUUUUACUCGACUAAUGUGGUUACGGAAAACGAUUUUAAGACAGGACCAGUUUUUCUUGCACUUGACGAUUUAGAGAAAGAAAAUGGGACGGAGUAUCAGCGACAGGAAAUAGCUGACGGGAAAGAGAAGCUGAGAGAACAAGGACAAGAAGGAUAUAGUCUGGCGACGUUAUCAGAUAAAAUGUCACCAGGACUUACAAAACUUGAAUCUUUGAAACUAUCGUAUCAAAUGAAAGUAAAAGAUAAUAAAAAGUUCAAACUUGAGGAGUGUUUCCAAAUGGACGAAGAUCACUCUGAUAAGUCUAUCUCAACAAAUAGAACUUAUGAUGUAACAAAAUAA
Messenger RNA from Cotesia congregata, 1635 nucleotides. NCBI's taxonomy places the organism in Eukaryota, Metazoa, Arthropoda, Insecta, Hymenoptera, Braconidae. The record is from the annotation of a GenBank genome assembly.